This is a messenger RNA of Epinephelus lanceolatus (giant grouper), 4009 nucleotides long. RefSeq names its product glycine dehydrogenase (decarboxylating) (gene gldc). NCBI's taxonomy places the organism in Eukaryota, Metazoa, Chordata, Actinopteri, Perciformes, Serranidae. Gene Ontology annotation, biological process: glycine decarboxylation via glycine cleavage system. Gene Ontology annotation, molecular function: glycine dehydrogenase (decarboxylating) activity; glycine binding; pyridoxal phosphate binding. The record is from RefSeq and is a predicted model, not a curated record. Gene Ontology annotation, cellular component: mitochondrion; glycine cleavage complex.
AUGCAGAGCUGCGCCAAGUCCUGGGGGAUCUUCUUGGCCAAGUCGGUGAAUCCCAGCGCACCGUGCAGGCGUCUGAGUGACAAGAGCCGCGUGGUUUGGAAACUUCAGUGCAGGAUCCGAAAUAGCGGGGCAUCCCUACCGACAGCAGCCCGAGGUCUGAGGACGUCUGCGGCCGUCUCCUCCAGACAGAUAGAGAGAAUAUUACCCAAACAUGAUGAUUUUGCAGAGAGGCACAUUGGUCCAGGUGAGAGGGAGAAGAGAGAAAUGCUGGAUGCUCUGGGAGUCGAGUCGAUCGACCAGUUGAUCGAAAACACGAUUCCAGCCUCCAUCCGCAUGCAGCGGAGUAUGAAAAUGGAUGAUCCAAUCUGUGAGAACGAGGUUUUGGACACUCUACAGAAGAUUGCAGCCAAGAACAAAGUAUGGAGGUCCUACAUCGGCAUGGGCUACUACAACUGCUCAGUACCACCGCCCAUCCAGCGUAAUCUUCUGGAGAAUUCAGGCUGGGUGACUCAGUAUACACCCUACCAGCCUGAGGUCUCUCAAGGUCGCCUGGAGUCGCUUCUCAACUACCAGACCAUGAUCUGUGACAUCACUGGCAUGCCUAUGGCAAAUGCCUCCUUGCUCGACGAGGGAACGGCUGCAGCUGAAGCCAUGCAGCUCUGCCACAGGCAAAACAAAAGAAGAACCUUCUACAUUGACCCACGUUGCCAUCCCCAGACCAUUGCUGUGGUGCAGACCAGAGCCAACUACAUCGGGGUGAAAACACUGCUGAAGCUGCCUCAUGAGAUGGACUUCAGUGGGAAGGAUGUGAGCGGUGUGCUCUUCCAGUAUCCUGACACCGAUGGCAGGGUGGAAGACUUCACAGCCCUCGUGGACCGGGCGCACAAGGGAGGGGCCCUGGCAUGCUGUGCCACAGAUCUGUUGGCCCUCUGUGUGCUGCGUCCUCCUGGCGAGUUUGGCGUAGAUAUCGCCCUGGGCAGUUCCCAGAGAUUUGGGGUUCCUCUCUGCUACGGUGGUCCCCAUGCUGCCUUCUUUGCUGUGAAAGACAACCUGAUCCGGAUGAUGCCUGGCAGAAUGGUUGGAGUCACCAGGGACGCGGCUGGUAAGGAGGUGUAUCGGCUUGCUCUGCAGACCAGAGAGCAGCACAUUCGCAGAGACAAGGCAACCAGCAACAUCUGCACCGCACAGGCUCUGCUAGCCAACAUGGCUGCUAUGUUUGCACUGUAUCAUGGUCCUCAGGGACUCAAACACAUCGCUGAGAGAACACACAAUGCUGCUCUGAUCCUUGCUGAAGGUCUGAAGAGAGCAGGGCACCGGCUGCACAGUGACAUGUUCUUCGACACUCUAAAGAUCAACUGCAGCGUAGCAGCCAAAGACAUCUUUGAGAGAGCUGCCCAGAGGCAGAUAAACCUGAGAGUCUACACCGAGGGAGUGUUGGGUGUCUCUCUGGAUGAGACGGUGACUGAGAGGGACUUGGACGACCUGCUUUGGGUCUUUGGCUGCGAAUCUUCAGCUGAGCUGAUUGCUGAAAAGAUGGGAGAGCGGGUUAAGGGGAUCAUGGGAAGUCCUUUCAAGAGGACGAGCAAGUACCUCACACACCAGGUCUUUAACAGUUAUCACUCUGAGACCAACAUUGUGCGAUACAUGAAGCGCCUGGAGAACAAAGACAUCUCCCUGGUGCACAGCAUGAUACCACUGGGCUCCUGCACCAUGAAGCUCAACAGCUCUUCAGAGCUCAUGCCAAUCACCUGGAGGGAGUUUGCCAAUAUCCACCCCUUCGUGCCUCUGGACCAGGCUGACGGCUACCAAAAGCUCUUCAGACAGCUGGAGAGGGACCUCUGUGAGGUGACGGGCUAUGACAGCAUCUCCUUCCAGCCAAACAGUGGUGCUCAGGGAGAAUAUGCUGGCCUGGCUGCCAUAAAAGCCUACCUGAACUCAAAGGGAGAGAGCUCCAGAAGUGUCUGUCUGAUCCCCAAGUCAGCACACGGCACCAACCCAGCGAGCGCUCAGAUGGCCGGCAUGAAGGUUCAGGUGGUGGAAGUGGACAAAGACGGCAACAUCGACCUACCACACCUCAAGGCGCUGGUGGACAAACACAAGGCGAGUCUGGCAGCCAUGAUGAUCACCUACCCCUCCACCUUUGGUGUGUUUGAGGAGCAGAUCAGAGACGUAUGUGAUCUUAUUCAUGAGAAUGGAGGCCAGGUGUACCUGGAUGGUGCCAACAUGAAUGCCCAGGUGGGUCUGUGUCGUCCUGGAGAUUAUGGCUCCGACGUGUCUCAUCUCAACCUGCACAAAACCUUCUGCAUCCCUCAUGGUGGAGGAGGACCUGGCAUGGGGCCAAUUGGAGUGAAGGCCCACCUUGCCCCCUUCCUGCCGAGCCACCCGGUGGUUCCCAUGCAUUCAGUCAACACCGGCAGCUCGCUGGGCACCAUCAGCGCCGCCCCCUGGGGCUCCAGCGCCAUCCUGCCAAUCUCCUGGGCUUACAUCAAGAUGAUGGGAUCCAAAGGACUGCGACACGCUACAGAGGUGGCCAUCCUCAACGCCAACUACAUGGCCAAGAGGCUGGAAGGUCACUAUAAGGUCCUCUUCAGAGGCAGGAAAGGUUUUGUAGCCCACGAGUUUAUUCUGGAUGUGAGGCCUUUCAAGAAGACUGCGAACAUUGAGGCUGUCGACGUGGCCAAGAGGCUGCAAGAUUACGGUUUCCAUGCACCCACCAUGUCGUGGCCGGUGGCUGGCACCCUCAUGAUUGAGCCCACAGAGUCGGAGGACAAGGCUGAGAUGGACCGCUUCUGCGACGCCCUGCUUGGUAUCCGACAGGAGAUCGCAGACAUCGAGGAGGGACGGAUGGACUCCCGCAUCAACCCACUCAAGAUGGCUCCUCACUCUCUGGCCUGCAUCGCAUCCUCCAACUGGGACCGACCCUACUCCAGGGAGCAUGCUGCUUUCCCCCUGCCCUUCAUUAGGCCUGAGACCAAAUUCUGGCCGAGCAUCUCCAGGAUCGAUGACAUAUAUGGCGACCAGCACCUCAUGUGCACCUGCCCACCCAUGGAGAUGUACGAGUCUCCGUACGAGGAGAAGAGAGCCUCCUCAUAGGUGCUCCCUGUGGUCCAGUCACAAUGUCCGGCCUGAGCUGUAAAACCUCACAGACUUUUAACACCAGUUUGUUCAGUGAGACAUGUGAAAGCAGGAGGGUUGAAACACUACCUGGUGAAAUCACGUUAGCUGGGAGAGAAGCAUUUUUGUCACCAUAAAAGUGUGAUGUCAUAUUUCAGAUGUAGUUUUAUAAAAUAGAGACUUUUGCUCACUUGUCUACAGAAAAAUUGGCCUCUGUAUUAAAGUGUUUGAUCAAAUUGGGUAAAAACAAAUCAAUACUGUGCUCUGUAAAAGUUUAGCGCCUGCGCCUACAGCAGGGCAAGAAGUGUGUAAAGUUGGGGCUCAGAAGGCUGCAAAAGAGCUCUCAAGCACUCGUUGAUUUCCUAAUGUAACAGCCCUGAGCUCCAGACUUAAUACGAAUGAAUUUAAGUCUGUGAGGUGGACACUGGGACGGGGCGCCGUGGCUGAUCACACCCUUCUUAGAGGGAUCACUUGAACUGUUCUAAUGGACCAAAGGUGCAACUGUUGCUUUUCCAAGUCGCAAAAUAAGUGCACCCGUCGACACCGAGGCCGCUCCGUAACAAACCUCUGAAAUACUGUAUUUUAAGUUGAGUACAGUUAAUUUCUAGACUCCCACCAUCUAUAAAAUGACCUUGGUGCCUCAAUUCUGUUGUGUAAAAUAGUUGCCUUGACUUUCCUUUUUUUUCUUUUUCAAAUACUAUGACAAAACAUAGGUGGUAGUUUAUUGUAGGCUUUUGUUAAUAUGCACCUGUUGUAUGAAAAUGUUUUAAUGUGUUUUGUGACAUUUGCUUGAUCAAGUAGAUGAGUACAGUCUUAAUUCUAAAUUAAUUAUUUUCUAAUCUAAACUGUUUUGUGUGUAGAAAAAAAUGUCCGGAUUAAACAUUUUUGUCUUUAA